AUGAAAGUGUGUCUCGUUCUCCUUUCUGGACUGCCGGGGUCCGGGAAGACGACACUGAGCCGUACGGUGCAAGGUCUUUCAUUGCGGUCGGAUGGCGGUGACGGCGCAGGUACACAACAGCGGCACGUGGUUGAAGCGGUGCUGGAGCUAGAUGCGUUCAUGCACCACGAUGAGGUGGGCGGCAACGUGGAGGCAAACCGCGUUGCCUUUAGUCCUGAUGUCUGGCGCAAGGCGUACGCUGCGGUGCGUGAAGCCACAUCGCAGCGGCUGCAACAAUGCUUGCUGAGCAAUGAUGAGGGGGUGGGAACGCGUUUGGUUUUUCUUGUUGAUACGUUGCCGUACAGGAGCAUGAGGGCUGUUUACUGGAAGAUAUGCAGAGACUUGAGUCUAAGGCAGUUGCGGCGGCAGCAGCAGCAGUGUUUUUUUGAAGAGAAUGAUAAGAGUAACGUUCUUCAGGACAAGGAGCUUGCGGUUGUUGGUAUGGUUGAGGUGCGGCUCAACACGCCAUUGGAACUGUGUCUGGAACGUAAUGAACGUCGCACAGGAACCCCCUACUACAUUCCCCCAUUUGUAAUCAAGAGCAUGAAUGACUCUUUUGAUGGGGGCGCUUCCAUUCCCACAGAGUCCAUGGAGGGGAACGACUUUUGGGUGAUGUUUCCCCGUCAAGCCACAGCCCCGUGGCCCUUACUUUGUUUGCGGGACGCAGACACGAGUAGCCAUUAUCCCCCGGAAAUUUUCGCCAAGAUGUUGCUUCAACAAUUGCUUUCCCAUGACAUUGCGCGUGAACUGGAAAAGCAAGCCGCUGCCCUGAUUCAGUCUGAAGUGAAAAGGCGAGAGAAGGAGGAACAACAACAGCAGUGCAGCUUGGUGACACCAUCCAACGAUGGUUGGCUCCAUAAGGUGGACCUGCAUCUGCGUGCGGUUGUGCGGCACUACUUGUCCGAUUUGAAGCAGUCCGGCACCUUGCAGCCUGGUGUAGGUGCACGUGUAAGCAAGUGCAGAGAAGCGUGCCUUGCGCGGGCCAAGGUGAUGCUUGGACAGCGACAGCGGAGCCAGCUGGGAUAUGCAGGUGGAGAAGGCGAGGAGGAGGAGGGGGAGGAAGACGAGGUGCUUAUGCAAGAGCUGUUACUUGAAUUUGAGAGGACCCUGUCAACUCUGUGA
Trypanosoma grayi is the source of this 1161-nucleotide messenger RNA. RefSeq lists its product as hypothetical. Bases 1 to 1161 code for a protein of 386 amino acids. The transcript has a single exon. The record is from RefSeq and is a predicted model, not a curated record. NCBI's taxonomy places the organism in Eukaryota, Euglenozoa, Kinetoplastea, Trypanosomatida, Trypanosomatidae. Gene Ontology annotation, molecular function: tRNA binding; kinase activity.